AUGACCUCUAACUGUUGGAUCAUCAACCACUGUUUGGGGCAUCGGACCUGCCAACGAACGACACCCGCCCUCCCCAACGGCCGACUUGGGACCGAGGACUCCUUGAGAGAGCAACUGGAGACGGUUCUGCCACAGCUUCUGGAGUGCAAGCUGCAGAUCCAGGAUUCGAGUGCUCGGCAGCAGCCUUUGGAGGUGGACUCCUGCCGGGAGGCGCUGGCGAGCGCACGGAGCUGUCAACAGAUGGCCUGGAAGUUCUUGACAUCCAAUGGCAUCGACCUGAGUCAUGUGGUGCCAACCAAGUUCGCAGAGGAGAUGCUGCCUCAUCCAGCUGCUUUUGGCCCACCCUCUGGGCCGAGCCUGGCGGAAAGCAUUUCCGCUGAGGUCUUCCCGCCGGUGAUGCGGCUCCUAUCAUACAAUCUGUUUUUGAGGGCACCUGCUCCACAGUUCACUCACAACAAUGAAGAUGACCGAAAGGAUGAGCGUUUGUGCCGCUUUGUGGAGCACCUGGCGCGGUACGACCUGAUUUGUUUGCAGGAAGUCUUUGGGGCCUUUUCACAGAGGCGUGAGUGGUUGAUCCACGUGGCCCAGCGCUUUGGUCUCAAGGACUCUCAUCGAUCAUCCACCAAUGUUCGACCCCGUUUCAUCGUGGAUGGCGGCCUUCUGAUUCUUUCUCGGCUGCCGAUUGUCUACAAGUCACAGCUGACCUUCGAUCCGGGCAUGCAUUUAGAUCGUUUCAGCGCCAAAGGUGCGCUCUACGCCAAGGUGCAAUGUGGGCCAAAAGGGCCAUUCCUCCACGUGUGCACCACACACUUGCAGAGUACUUACUCCGAGGACUCAGCACCCUUUGCGCAAGCCACACGCCACAAGCAGCUUCAAAGUUUGGUGCACUUCCUCAAGGAGCAAACCAAUGACCACAUUUCAGACAACGGUGCUUUUGUGCGACGCUGGCCACUCUUGCUGUGUGGCACCUUAAACUUCAAUGGCCGGCGAGGUCUCAUGGACGGUGGCCACAGCGCUGAAUACCGCGCAGUGCUGCAACUGCUCAAGGAGCAGCUGGGAGAGGUUCGUGACCUACUCUUCGAUGUGGCGGGCUGCCAUCCAGUCACCUACGCCGACACGCGGCUCACGGGGUCGCAAGAAGUACCGGUGGAACGCGUCUUGACCAACGCGAGCGUCUACAAGAGCAACACAUUGAAGAGGCAGUGCUUGGAUUACAUGUUCUUCUUCCCAUACCAGCCGCACGGGGAGUCGACACAUGAGCCGGUCGUGCCAGCAACAUGCCAAAUCCAGAAAUUUGCUGUAGACAGGUCCCAAGAUGUGGGUGCUCCUGUGACGCAACUCUCCGACCACUACGGUGUAGAAGGCAGUUUGGCCAUCAUCGAGUCCCCUGCAUGCCUCACAGCUGAACGGCCUGAGCAGCGCAGCCGCAUCACGGACUCUCAAGGCUACAAACUUGCAAGCGUUUCUGGAGAGGAAACUGCCACCGCACAGCCCGAUGGCCAAGUCCAGCUGGACAGUGGUGGUGAUGGUGUUGCGGAGGAAGCUGCACGGCAGGAAGCAGCAGCAGAGGUUGAGGCUGCAGCAGAUGAAGUGGAGGCCGUCGCUGACGCGGAGCCGACGCCGUGA
Molecule: messenger RNA, 1626 nt
Organism: Durusdinium trenchii
Lineage: Eukaryota; Dinophyceae; Suessiales; Symbiodiniaceae
Source: the annotation of a GenBank genome assembly